Molecule: messenger RNA, 992 nt
Organism: Phaedon cochleariae (mustard beetle)
Lineage: Eukaryota; Metazoa; Arthropoda; Insecta; Coleoptera; Chrysomelidae
Source: the annotation of a GenBank genome assembly
AAAGUGCAGUCAUGGGUGAGCAAGUGCAGUUAUUCGAAAGUUUUGUCCAAAAAUAUCCCAGACUAAUAGCUCCAAAUUCCAUCUCUGAAGAUUGGAAACAAUUCAUGACCGAAAUUUUUCAUCAUGGGGAGGCUAAUGUUCAGACACUGCAUGAAUUCAUACAGGAAACACCUGAAAUUAGAACACUACCAAGAAAAGAAGAUAUUUGGGCAUUCACCAAUUUCUGUCCAGCCCCAGAGAAAACGAAGGUAAUAAUCAUAGGACAGGAUCCAUAUUCCCGUGAUGAUGUUGGAUAUGGAUUGGGCUUCAGUGUGAAGAAAUCUUCUCCAAUUACACCCUCUUUAGAAAAUAUUCUCAAGGAAGUUCAAUGUGACAUAUCUGAUUCCAUCUAUGCUAAUAAUCUGAGAGGAUUCACAGACGGAGGUCCAAGACACGGAUGCCUGGAUUAUUGGGCGAAACAAGGAGUAGUAUUCUUGGACACUGCACUUACAGUAGAAAUUGGAAAACCUACAUCCCAUAUAGGAAAGGGAUGGGAACCAAUCAUAGCUAGUAUAAUAGAAAAACUACAAAUCUGUGUUGAAAGAGAUGGUGGAAAAUUGGUCUUAAUUCUCUGGGGAUCUGAGGCCAGGAACAACUUCAGGGAUUGCAUUUCAGAAAACCAUAUGGUGCUAGAAGGUGGACACCCAUCUCCUUUGAAUGAAUACGACAACUUCUUAGGACGGAGAUAUUUUUCCGAAGCCAACGAUUUCUUGGUAGAAGCUGGGAGAGAACCAAUCGACUGGUCAUUGGAUGAAGAUGAAGAUGAAGCUCGAAAUUAAUAUUGGGAUGGAAUUGAAGACGAUGAAUUAUCAUGUAGGUUCUAUUCAUUCAUUCUAUUUGCUACAAGAUAGUAUACAUGGAACGCUAACACAAAAUGUUGAGGCUUAAUUAUUAUGUUCCAAUAUGUGAACCCAAUAUUGAUGUUAAAUAUAUUACACUACCCCCUUCUUGAA